Molecule: messenger RNA, 1017 nt
Organism: Lachancea sp. 'fantastica'
Lineage: Eukaryota; Fungi; Ascomycota; Saccharomycetes; Saccharomycetales; Saccharomycetaceae
Source: the annotation of a GenBank genome assembly
AUGACGUUUAUGCUUCGAGCUGUAGGUGAUCCCCAAGUGGAAAGAGAACGGGUCUUAUCGGUAGAACCGCAGGCGGGUUUUGCAAUCAAAACGACCGUUGAAGGCAGUUCCCACAAGGAAUUGCAAUAUGGUGUGAAAUAUUUUAUUAACGUCUGCCAUGCGUCCCAGGUACCGACCCCAGACGUCCCGUUUGACCCCAGUAUCGUGUUUCCGCUCAUUAUGGCCAAUCGUUGGGAAAUCCCGAUCGUGACAUCUGCAGCACGUCAAGAUGUGGACAAGAAGGGUACGAUGUGCUACGUUAGCGACUGCUGUGUGAAUACGGAAUGUCUUGAAUGGGCUCGCCGCAACCCUCAAUUGAAGGAAAUUCUGGUCGAAUGGUGUCUUGAGUCCUGUGAACUGCGACAAGAAAUAGAACUCAGUCGCACGAAGUUGGCCUUUCCCAAACUUCGCUGUAAGGGCGAUAGCAUUCCGGUUUUAGAAGUGCUCAGCGAAGACCUGAAUGCAGACCCACAAAAGAGUGCUCUAGACGGGGAUCAAGACCGCAGCGAAAAUGACCCGCAAGUCUUUUUGGAUAUGAGAAGAGACCUUAUGGACAACGAGGAAGAUCUCGAUUCUGACGGAAAGCUUCCACCGCUCUUCCCUAAUGCUCAUACAGAGGGCAGAAAAGUACUUAUAGAGGAGAUAGAGCCCAGCGAAAUGACACUUUCGAAGCAGAAGGAAACUUCUGGCAAACAUACUAAACAACCACUCGAACUGGAUGUUCGAAUGGGCCCCCCACCGUCGGGCCACCGGGCGAAUCUCAGGAUACAAGUGCGAUCAGAGCUCACGUCGCAACAGGAUUAUCAGAUAUCUUAUGACGCACAAGAGAACACAUUGAACAUAACGACCUCACCUCACCAUCACACGUACCAGCCUCAGAAGCUGCAGAUACCACUACCUCCGGUGACAAAAUCUUCUGCCGCAAAUAUGGUAACUUCAUUUGAUCGAGACAAUCGAACACUCUCGAUUUUGUUGUGA